This is a messenger RNA of Dothidotthia symphoricarpi CBS 119687, 758 nucleotides long. RefSeq lists its product as uncharacterized. Lineage: Eukaryota; Fungi; Ascomycota; Dothideomycetes; Pleosporales; Dothidotthiaceae. The record is from RefSeq and is a predicted model, not a curated record. The transcript has 3 exons. Gene Ontology annotation, biological process: protein lipoylation; glycine decarboxylation via glycine cleavage system. Gene Ontology annotation, cellular component: glycine cleavage complex; cytoplasm; mitochondrion. The coding region runs from base 1 to 513 and encodes 170 amino acids.
AUGGCUGCCCGAUCUUCAGUUGCUCGUGUUGCGCGCCAAUUCACCUCUGCUGCGGCCAGGAGACCAAGUCCCUUCGUAUGCCAGCGAUGGCAGCAAUCGACACAGCGACAACGGUUAUUCUCGGUUUCCGCCGCAUUGAAGGCGAAGAAGUACACCGAGGACCAUGAGUGGAUUGAGAUGUCCGCAGAUGGAAAGACAUGCACACUCGGCAUUUCCGAAUACGCAGCCAAAGCGCUUGGCGAUGUUGUGUACAUUGAGCUGCCACAGAUCGAGAUGGACGUAAGCGAAGGCGAUGCGAUUGGUGCCGUUGAGUCAGUGAAGUCUGCAUCCGACAUCCUCACACCCAUCAGCGGUACAGUCGCCGAAGUCAACUCGGAUCUAGAAAAGACGCCGGGUAAGAUCAACAAAGACCCCGAGGGAGACGCGUGGAUUGCGAAGAUCACGGUGUCGGGUGAGCCUGCGGGCAAGACGAUGAACAAGGAGGAGUACACUGCCUUUACUGAGGAGCCGUAGAGAGCGAGAGGCAAACUCUUGCCAUCAUGAUAGUUAUGAGUCCUUGGAGUUCAACACAGGAAGGGAAAUACCACAUUACGAAUAUCACAACCAUCUCUGUCAACGCUCACUUACAUGUUGUACUCCAGCACUUUCAAGGGGGAUCUGUCUGUAAAAUGCGUUGGAGUGGUAAGCAUCUAUGCAGUCUCAUACGGCAGCGAAACUUUGGCAAAGUUCACUCACGUCUCGCCUGUCCAUAUCCUACC